This is a messenger RNA of Gongylonema pulchrum, 207 nucleotides long. Lineage: Eukaryota; Metazoa; Nematoda; Chromadorea; Rhabditida; Gongylonematidae. The record is from the annotation of a GenBank genome assembly.
AUGGAACGAAAAGAAUUACUGGAGCCGUGUUUUGUUGUGAAUAACGACAAUACACGCGGCACGAACGAACAAACGUCGGAUAUAUGUGCGUAUGUAACAUGUAUCAAAAAAUAUUACAAGAAAAGACAAGCACCGCCCCGUCGCUUCAAAGUCCGUAGUUUUUGUCCGUCCGUCGUUGUGUCCGCCACCCGUCGUUAUCGAAAAUAG